AUGUUACUUACAUUAUCUCACAAUCUUGCAACAAGUAAGCUGUAUCAUCGGAUCAAAAAUUAUUCUAGCCCAAAGAUUAUACUAUCAUGGAUAUGUAAUAUUCGCUAUUGCACAGUCCCUAAGAUUCAAUAUCCUUUCAAGCCUAAUAGCAAAGUUGAGCAGAGUAAUAUUGAUGAUCCCUUACAGUUUACCCGUCCUAUCUGUAUCACCUUACCAAAGCAAAAGAGUCAUAAUGGAGACGUUACGUAUACCGAUGAGGAGAAUAAGCUAGCAAGUGUGACAACAAUCUUAAAAAAUUCCAUGUCGUAUGGUGAUUAUAUACGAAUACAAAAAUGGAAGCAGAAAGCACAGUUGCAAUUAGGUCAUUUGGAGUAUCAUAAGACAUCUACAACAACUAAUGUCUCGGUAGACGAAGAAGAAAAGGUGGCUACUGCUAAGCUUGAUAAGUUGAAAGAUAAGGAGUACGGAGGUAGUAAUUGGGCAGAGCUUGUUGAGCAAACUCACCUAUUAACAACAACGCGUUUGGAUGUCUUGGAGAAUGAGAUGGGAGAACAAGGCUUGCCUGCAGAAUUAACACCUGAACAAGAGAAGCUAGUCCAGUCAUUAGGAAAAAAUGAACUUCGAAAAUACGUUGAUCUAAUUCGUAAACGUGGCCACUCAUUACAUGAAUUAAUCAGAGAUUACCUGAGUGAUAAAGAGUUGAUAGACUAUUUUAAGACAACAGAAUACUGGCAUAGUGUAUCUCAUGUACUCGAUGAAGUCACACAAGUCCACGCCUUGGAAAGUUGUGUUUGGCAUAGUAAUCUAGGUUAUGCGGGUACGGUGGACGCUGUAGCACAAUUUAGAGGUGAAACAUGCGUUUUCGAUUGGAAAACAUCUAAGAACCCUAAACUUUCCAUUUUCGAUUGUUAUGAUUAUCCAUACCAAGCAGUUGCAUAUGCAGGUGCCAUAAACCAAGACUUUAAUUACCCUUUUCAGGUCGAUUCAGUAGCUAUCGUUAUUGUUUACAACGAUGGUCAGCCUGCAACAGUGAUCCGCAUUACAGCAGAUGAUUGUCAACUAAUUUGGGAACACUGGCUAAUCCGAUUACAGAUGUAUAAACUCAAUUGUCAGUUAAAGCAGUUAUCUAAUGAUAGGGUUAAUUAUUUUUCUGAUAAUUAUUGGCAUCGGAAAGCGCUUAAAGAAAAUAAAAUCGAAAUCAAAGUGAUGGAUUUAUCAGGUUCUGGAGACCGCGUGCAAGAAACAAAUUCGUCAUCGCAAUUGCUAUCAGAAAUAAGAAUACUUCAAGGCAAACUGGAUGAAAAUAAGGCUAAGAUCAAAGAGCGAUUUCGAGUUUCAAAGCCGCGUAGAAGACCAAAACUGCAAUAA
Molecule: messenger RNA, 1368 nt
Organism: Trichoplax adhaerens
Lineage: Eukaryota; Metazoa; Placozoa; Uniplacotomia; Trichoplacea; Trichoplacidae
Exons: 4
Coding region: 1-1368 (455 amino acids)
Biological process (GO): mitochondrial DNA replication
Cellular component (GO): mitochondrion
Molecular function (GO): single-stranded DNA exodeoxyribonuclease activity
Source: RefSeq, a predicted model, not a curated record